Molecule: messenger RNA, 2868 nt
Organism: Symbiodinium necroappetens
Lineage: Eukaryota; Dinophyceae; Suessiales; Symbiodiniaceae
Source: the annotation of a GenBank genome assembly
AUGGCCCGUCGCUGGGCAUCGCCCCGCAGAGUGCCUCUGAGUGCCAGGGCUAUCCGGAGCAGUGCUGAUUGGCCGGUGGUGCAUCGAAAACCGCAUUCAGCACGGCGCUUCAUCGCAGCCGCAGCGAACGAUUCCAGCGAUAUUUCUGAUGAUAGUGGCGAGGAAGAGCCUGCAGCCUUGGAGGAAUGUGUCACGGACCGUCGGAUAGUGGCACGAAUUUUGCGCAGCACUGGACUUCGGGGCCUUGUGACCGGGCCAAUGGGUGCAGGCUUGGUCACUUCAAGGAUUGCUGGCUUUGGCAAGGGCGUCUCGCCGUCGACCCGUAUUGAGAACUGUGUCGCUGUCGCUCUGAACGAAGCGGAUGUUCGCACCGAGGGCGGCCGCUUCUUUGUAUUGACGGCAGCACAUGAUGGCUUCAACCUGACCUGGGUUCCGUCGGUUUCGGCGCGAGAAGGGCUGCGACAAGCUGACCAGGCGCCAGAUGGCUGGUUGCAGGUGGCGCUGCUGCCUUUCCGCUCUGUUUUCUCGAAACACGAGGGCUUAGCAGCCGCUGCAACGAAUAGAGCGCGGAGAGCAGGCCCCGCGGCGGACGACCUACCACCCUUGCAGACUCCUCCCGACGCCUUGCUUGAGGAGCUGAAGCAGCUGGGCCUGGAUGGCCUGAGAGCCUUGAUCUUCGUCCUUGCCAAGAUCUACCAGACGCCCGACAAUGCUUUCCAGGCAAUGAGUCCCGAGCACGCUCAGGCAACCGCGCUGGAUCUUGAGAACCUCUGCCGCAGGCAGCUUGGUUAUGAUGUCGAGUCCCUGACCGGCGUGAAGCCCCUCCUGCUUUUCGCGGAGCUGGACGUGCGAAGCAAUGGCUUCAUCACUGUUGAGGAUCUGGGUUGCAGCAGUUCAUCUCCAGAGAAGUCUUUGCCAUGCAGCUGCGCAGCUGUUGGCCACGCCUGUAUCUCCCAGGUCUGGAAGCUAGGCAGUGGCAGCGAAGGAGACAUAAGACGAAUGUCGAACUACAGCAGCGCCCUAUCCUCCGGCAUGAAGUCGAAGAAGGGAGCCAAGGUGGCCGCACCUGGCUUGAGGCGCCUGGAGCGGCCUCGUGCUGGGACGGCCUCGGGAAGUGAUGACGGGUCACGAACGACCCGAAGGGAAGCGCAUCGACAGAAUGAUGCGAUUCGGAAGGAGCGGGAGAACCGAGAAAUGCAGGACACGCACCUAGACCUGGAGAGGGAGCGCUUUAUCACUACAGUGCAGAGAACCACCGUGCUACACCCUUUGGAUUACAACGUCACGAGGAGGAUGUUCGAGGAGAUGGAGUCGAAGCAUCGGCUGGUGCAACGGCUGAGUGCGGAGGCAGAAGCCGCCUUUGCGAAGAGCCGCGGAAAAGUUGUAGAGGAAGAAGGUGACGAAGCACGUGUGCCGCUGCCUGACACCCAAAUCAACGAGCCAAAGGAAGCGGAGAAAUCUCAGAUGCCCAAGAAGAGCUCACCGAACACCCCACGAGCUCUUCUCGAGAUGUCACGGAGCCGCGGUGGCCGCGCAAACAAUCCAGUCAAGCCUGUCCAAAAGGAGGCGGACAUCGAAUCCACCAGCAGCAAGCCACUCCCUCAGGCCAGGAAGCUGGCACUAGCACGUGAGCAGGCAGCUCGGCAGCCCAGCCCAGUCCGGACGCGAGUGGAAAUUGCGACUCUGGUGGUCGAUGCUCUCCGGCCGCGUGGAUUUGAUGCAUCCCGUCGCGUGGGAGAUGUUGCGACAGCAUUGUACCUUCCGAGCCGGCGGCUUCUAGACGAUGGGGCCCUGGCGGUGGAAACGGUCCUAGCAGGAUUUGAGAGCGGGCGCGUGGCCAUCUUCAAGACUUUUUUCCCGGAAGAUUUCGUCACCGAGUCAAGCGACAAGACAAUGACCUUGGAAGAAGUCAUGGAAGAACGAGAGGGGAUCAAAAGCCUUGCAAACGGUGAGCCGGUGUUGCAAGCACAAGAGCCUCUCCUCCUGGAGCAUUACCAUUGUGACAGUCCGGUUGUCGCAUUGUUCUGGCAUCAGAUCAUGGGCAUUUUCAGCAUCUCGACGAAUGGUCGAGUGGUGGUGGCGGAUAGUUGUGGCGUGAAGACUUUCUCCAUCUCGGAGGCAUGCGGCCGAAAUGCCACAGCAACUUCUGCAGACAUGUCAACACAGCUGGAGCAGCUUGCCGUGGCCGGUCAGCGCGGCAUCCAUCUGUGGCAGACCCUGUCGCAGGCCAAGUACGGGGUGGUUGGCACGGUGCAGGACGGCGCGGAUGUCAACCCGGAGCAGAACAAUAACUUCAUGCUGGUGCGAUACAUGCCGACCGGGAAGUUCCUCCUGACCCUGAGCCAGGACAAAGGUGAUGUCAAGCUAUGGGAUGCUCGUAGCCUGGAGUUGCAUUGUUCGCUGCGGCCCGGAGAGAGCUCGGUGGACUGCGCAUUCUGGGAACCACGCUGGGAGACUCUCUUGAUGUUCACUGCGAGUGGCGUUACCGAGAUUGAGCUCCGGGAGCAACCGACCAAUCAGGAUGAAUUGGAAUUGGCCGGGCCUUCACGGCAAAUCCGCACCGCCAAUGUCCACAAGCAGCUUCGGGCUUUGUAUGGGGACUCUGAGACCUGGUCCGUCUGGCAAUGCUGCCAAUGGGGCGCACAGGAGUGGCAUGACGCCUUUCAGGACAGGGGGCCCGGUUCGAGCGAAGGCCGACCUGCUUGGAGACGGCGGAGGUCCGUUGAGGCGGAACCGCCCUGCUACUGCUUCCCCGGCCCAUCCGGGAAGAACUGCGUCACCAGUGGGCCGCAACUCCCGGCCGCCUUCGCCGCAGCGACCUUCCUCGCCUUCGCCUGCGCGAGAUGGCUACCCUCCAGCCCCAGGUGA